Messenger RNA from Triticum aestivum (bread wheat), 3054 nucleotides. RefSeq lists its product as uncharacterized. The coding region runs from base 1 to 3054 and encodes 1017 amino acids. The transcript is spliced from 9 exons. Lineage: Eukaryota; Viridiplantae; Streptophyta; Magnoliopsida; Poales; Poaceae. The record is from RefSeq and is a predicted model, not a curated record.
AUGCCCUUGUCUCUCUCUUCGAGCCUAUCCCUCCGGCUCUCCCCCAACCUCAUCCAACCAGUAGCACCGGCAGCGUUGGAGCCGAUAUGGCGUGGUGGCCGCCGCCGGUGCCAUCCGCCUCGGAGCCUCUCAUGCCUCCCUCAACUCCACCGGUCACCACAACCCCCCCCCCCCCGCCCCCGCCCCCCGCCCCCUUCCACACAGGCGGCGCCGUCCCUCCUCAGGCGCCUCUCCCGCCUCCUUCUCUUCCAGAGAAGUGCCGACGCACAGCAGCACCACCACUCCCCCCUCCUCCUUGCCAUCGCCUCCGCCCCCUCCUCUGUAUCCUCCCACGCCGGCCUCGGCAGGCACGCCGGCGGCGCCGUCCCUUCGCCGGCGCAUCUCCUGACUCCAUUGCCAGGUCAAGGCCCCCACCCAGCAUCACCACCACCUCUUCCUCCUCUUCCCCAUCCCCUCCGCCUCUUCCCCGAUGCUGAACUCCGCAAGUACGCCGGCGGCGCCGUCCAUGAUGAAGUGACAAACCAAUCAGCGACGGUGAUUUUUCCUACUUAUACUGGUAUGCUCACAUCAAUCGACGGAUUGGAGCGAGGAGAAAGCUCAAAAGGGCGAAAGCGUGCACGUGAAGCAAUAAGAUAUGCUAGCCGUACACCAGAGCAAAUCCAAGCAAGGCGAGAACGUGUUAGAGCACGUCGGCAAAAUUUGACACCUAAGGAGAAGGAAGAGAUUAAUGCACGAAGAAGAGAGAAACGACAGCGUAUGACACUUGAUGAGAGAAAUGCAAGCCAGCGAGCACGUAGGCAAAGUUUGACACUAGAGGAGAGGCAAGAAAGAAAUGCACGCCAACGAGCGCGUCGGCAAAGCCUGCCACCGGAAGAGCGGCGGGCACUUCUAGCUCAACGUAAUGCAAGUUAUGCAUCUAGACGAGAUACCCCAUGCAUGGAUUCCAUUGUAUCAAAUUGCCCUACAGGUUCAUUGUUGGGACAUGCAUCAUCAAGCUCUUAUGCCUUUAGUUACCCAAGUACACUGACUCAAACUUUUUCUACAAUUCAAGGUAAUCUAGAAAGCAUACCUGAAGGAAUGGAAGAUGAUCACAUAGUUUUCACUAGCAAAGGUGACGCUAAUACUGUCCAGUGCAAGGAACUCACAUCGGUGCAAUGUCCAACAUCUACAUCAGUGGACAGUUCAUCAUUGGCCCCUGAUGACUCCAUAUGCCCAGGUUCCCCAACGGAAAGCUUUAAUGUGGAUGAUGAUUAUUCUCAUAUGACCGAAGAAGAAGAUGAUGAGUACUUCGCAUUUGCUGGGAGAGGGAACACUGAAGAUUGCGAUGACAUGAAUAUACCAGAAAGUACUCACACGCUGGUGCCAAAGCCUGAUUGCAAGCAUUGCGGCGCAAAGAGGUUCCAGUAUGAGACAAAUGGAUUUUGUUGCCAGUCUGGAAAAAUUAAGUUAGCACAGUCAGAACCACCCUUGGAACUUCAGAUGUUGUACACAAGUUCAGAUAGUGAUGCUGUACAUUUUAGGGAUAACAUUCGCUACUUCAAUGGCCACUUUUCAUUCACCACUCUUGGAGUCAGUCUUGACAAUAGAUACACAAACAUGAGGUCAGGAGUCUAUACAUUCCGAGCCCAUGGUCAGAUUUACCACAACAUCUUCUCAUUUGGUCCAACACAAGAUGGACCUAAGCAUCUAGAGUUAUACUUCUACGAUGAUGACCCCAGUCUACAACAUAGGUUUCGGCGCUCCCCGAACCUAGACCGAGAUGUCAUUCGAAGGCUUGUCGACAUCCUUAAGGAUAAUCCUUAUUCUGAAACAUUCAGGAAUCUAGGUGGAGUCGAUGACCUUGAGGAAUAUCGUAUUGAACUGAACACCGACAUGAGGUUGGACCAACGGAGAUAUAACUUGCCUAUAUCAUCAGAGGUUGCAGCUAUUUGGGUUGAGGGUAAUGAACUCUGUAAUCAUUUUGACCGUAGCAUUGUCCUGUUUGGUAAUGACAACAAGAGAUAUAGCAUCCAACCAUAUUAUGGAUGCUAUGAUCCAUUGUCUUACCCUUUGUUCUUCCCAAGAGGGGAUAUUGGUUGGCAUCCUGAGAUCCCAAAGAACGGUGUCAGCUUGAAUGAGAUACUUCAAUCCCGCCGCAGUGGUCGAAAGAAACCAGGUACAUGUACAAGUAGUCGAUUAUGUGUCUCGGUCAGAGACUACUAUUGUUACAAGUUUCAAAUACGUCGUGGUGUAUUUAACACCAUGCUAUACGGUAAACGACUGUUCCAACAAUAUGUGGUCGACAUGUACAUCAAGGUUGAAACCUCUAGGUUAGACUAUAUAAGAAAUCACCAGAAACAAAUACGCUCUGAUCUAUACCAAGGUGUUGUUGAUAGCCUUCAAGCUGGGGAAAACCGUGCGGAUGCUGUGGGCAAAUGGAUUGUACUUCCUACAUCAUUUAUUGGGGGAAGAAGAGAUAGGAGACGAAGAUACCUUGAUGCCAUGGCCUUGGUGCAGAAGUAUGGGAAACCAGAUAUCUUUUUAACCAUGACUUGCAACCCGAAUUGGGAUGAGAUAAUUGGUGCGUUGGAGCCUGGACAAACCCCACAGGAUCGCCCUGAUCUUGUUGUACGAGUAUUUAGAGCAAAGUUGGAAGACCUCAAGAUACAACUUUUCAAAAAGCACAUGCUCGGCAAGGUAGCAGCAUAUGCAUAUGUUGUCGAGUUCCAGAAAAGGGGUCUACCACAUGCUCAUUUCCUCCUAAUCAUGGAGGGGAGGUACAAGCUAACAUGCCCAGAGCAAUAUGAUUGUAUCAUAUCUGCUGAAUUGCCAGACAAAUUCAAGUACCCUGAGUUGUACAAGAUGAUCGUCAAGCAUAUGAUGCAUGGCCCUCGUGGAGUCCUAAACCCCAAAAAUGUGUGCAUGCAAAAUGGUAGUUGCAAGAACUACUAUCCACGGCCAUUUAAUGCGUCAACUCUUCAGGGAAAGGACUCAUAUCCCAUAUACAGGAGGAGAGAUGAUGGACGUCGUGCAAAGCUGGAAAUGGUGUAUGGGAUGGAGGUGGCGUCCAUGUGA